Messenger RNA from Malaya genurostris, 1708 nucleotides. Its product is annotated as tektin-4. Gene Ontology annotation, cellular component: microtubule cytoskeleton; nucleus. Gene Ontology annotation, biological process: cilium assembly; cilium movement involved in cell motility. Lineage: Eukaryota; Metazoa; Arthropoda; Insecta; Diptera; Culicidae. The coding region runs from base 80 to 1708 and encodes 542 amino acids. The transcript has 6 exons. The record is from RefSeq and is a predicted model, not a curated record.
UUUCACAUUUUGAUCGCAUUCAGGCGACAAUUUUGUAAAAUUAUUUUCAAAUUUAUAUUGUACUUUUUUUAAGCAAGAGAUGGCCCAAUUUAACUGUCCACCAUGUACUCCAUGUGCAGCAACUUGUAUUGAACAUCAACCAACACAAACUUACGUAGCAAGAAGAAAAAAGAAGCAUUCAAGAAGUCGUCAAUAUUUGUACACAGUUCAAGACAUCAGAACCCGAACCAAUUCAGUUCGCUGGGGUCAUGAAACGUCCUACGAAAACCCAUUUUACAUUGAGCAAGCAGCACCGCCAUUAAACUCAGCAGAGAUGGAACUUCAAACCAGUCCAGUCGGGCUACCAGCUAGUGAGCCUCCUUGCUAUUUGCCUCAGCUAAACGGCAUCUCUAAUGGCCAUCCAUUGGCAAGACCGAUGGGGCUCAUUGGUCCCUGGGCCACAGGAUGCAUUGAUUGGGGUGCAUUGUCUGGCCAAACUGGUACACGUCCGGUUGUGGGUCGGUACUCUAUCACACGCUAUAGCGUAGGUGAAUGGCAACAGCGAAACGCAGAUACGAUUCACGCAUGUGCGAAUACUGUUGAGAAAAGUGAAAAAAUUGAACAUGAAAGCAAAAAUACGAUUAACCGUACGUAUGCCAUUUCGGAUAAAAAUCAGACCGAUUCUACUCAAAGCUUGCAUACUCGAGCGAAAACAAUCGACGAUAUGAAAAGUGAGCUUCAACGAGCUAUCAAGGGGAUGCAGGACGAAAUAUGCACACUAGAGGAACAAAGACGACGGUUGAAGCAGUCGUUGGCAGUGAUUCGAAUGCCUGAAGCAAUAGCAACUGAAUGUCUCGAGCGUAGGACCGGUCGUCCUGAUACCGAAUUGAUUCGUGAUCAUCCAGAGGAAGAACUCAUACGCGAAAUAUCCCUAAUAGCUGAAAUACGAGCAAUACUACUUAAGACCUUGUGCGAAAUUGAAACUCAACAGGUACAAAACCGUGCUGCCCGUCAACGUAUGGAAUUUGAUUGGAGCGAUAAGAUGCUCGCCCACGAAAAUGAUGCUAUUAACUCUAACUUGACGAAUAAAUCAACUACAACAUUGUUUCGCGCAGGAGCUACCAGAUUUCCAAAUGAGCAAUCAACGGAAAGUUACUGGGAGAAGUUUAGCAGAGAAACAUUGGAAAUGUGUGCAUGUUGUCAAAAACAAUCAGAACAGCUUCGUGCUACAUUGGAUGCUAUUCUCAUGAACGCUGCACGUGACCUUCGCACUCAAGCGGAUAAUGUUGAGCGCGCCUUGGCAGAUCGAAUCGCUUGCAUGGAAGAAAUACGACAAAAGCUCGAGAUUGAUUUGAGAACCACUUUGCAGCGUUUAGCCGAUACGGAAAUCCAAAUAGAGAAACUGAAAAUCGCUAUACGAAACAUGGAUCAUGCAAUGAAAGUUGUCCAAACUCGAUUAGAUAAUCGUAAUCAGAGGCCACGGGUAGAAAAUUGUCGUGAUCAAUCACAAAUAUUGCUAGUCGGUGAAGUAAAAUCAGUCGAAGAAGGACUUUCAGCGAUGAAAGCACAGUUAAAACAAGAAGAAGAAGUGAAGAAUGAACUCAUGGCUCGUCGUGGUGAAUUAGAGAAAGAGAUUAUGAUGAAACGUCGUGCAAUAGCAAUUGAUCGAGACCGCUGCCAGCUGUUGCGAGCUCACUUCCCUUCAUCAACCGCUUUGAGUGGCUACUAA